Molecule: messenger RNA, 600 nt
Organism: Fibroporia radiculosa
Lineage: Eukaryota; Fungi; Basidiomycota; Agaricomycetes; Polyporales; Fibroporiaceae
Exons: 2
Coding region: 1-600 (199 amino acids)
Source: RefSeq, a predicted model, not a curated record
AUGGACGUGCUCACCGCGUACGCGCUCAAGAAGGGCUGGCUCACCGCGAUGGCCGGCCGCCCGGACGUGAACCGUGCGGGGAACGCGAGUACGUGUGUCCGCUCCGCUCUUCUCGUGUCUGCCCGUCUGACCGCGCGUGUUCGCACCCUUCCUGCUCAUGAUCGUGCUCGUGUGCCCGCUGGCUUGCCGCUGCCGCACCUGCACCUGCGCCUGCACCUCCGUGCUCCGUCGGCCGCCGCGCUCGUGCAGUCCUCCGCGCGCUCGCGGAGGGGAGGAUACGACGAGCACGCCGUGCGCGCGCAGCAGCUCGACGAGUGGGGCCACGAGGGCGCCGGCAUCUGGAUCCCGCAGAACGGGGGAGGCGAGGACUUGUCGGAGCCUGACUUGGAUGCGGGCGUGGACGAUACCUACAACGGCGGCGACGGCGGCGGUAGCGGAGAGCAGGAGGACAGUGACUGGGAGGAUGCCAACGCGUCACUGGUUAUCGACGAGGACGAAGUUGUCGGGGACCAGACCGAUAUAGGCACCGUGGCGAGCCGUUUCGACGCACUUAUGGUGAUUGAGGAGACAGGCUCAUCCGACGAGGAAGAGGAGGAUUGA